CGGGUAAUAAUACCCCCGCCUCCCACGCUGCGACCCCUCUUGGUCAUUCCCGGUACUGCGCCUCUCCUAUCUGCGUCACGUGACAUCAGUAGGCGCUGUGAAACAGCGCGAGUCUCAUCAUCAGCACCGCAUCGCCAGGCAAGCAGCCUCGAGACCCACCGACCAACGGACCCUCAGUGGUCCCUCAUCACAAAUACUAUAAUAACGGAGAGGAGGUACACUCCUCACGAGACCAUGUCAGGGCCCCGGUGAACAGACAAACAGAUUUAUUCUCUUUGUUCGCGUCGACGCACCGCUCGCCGCCGAGGAGGGGCCGCAGAAUAGCGCUCUCGCUCUCUCUGGCGGAGGAGUGGGGGAAGAGGAGAGGAGAAAGCAACAGAGAGAACCGAGGUAUUUUUCUACCGGAUAACCUAAUGGCAGAGCGCGAGGCGUCGCCGUUACCACUGGAGGUUCGCGCCCGGCUGGCGGAGCUGGAGCUCGAGCUGUCAGAGGGUGACAUCACACAGAAGGGUUAUGAGAAGAAGCGGUCUAAGCUGAUCAGGGCCUACUUUCCUCAUCCUGGAGGUAUGGAGGGUAUGUCUCACCGCCCCCCAUUUGCCCCCCCAUCUGCCGCUCGCUUCCACAGACGGCGCUCUUCUGGAACACGUGAUGAACGCUACCGUUCAGACGUCCACAGUGAGGCGGUGCAGGCAGUGUUAGCCAGACAUGUGGAGAGCAACGUGGCAGUGCCUAUGCCCUCCAAACGACGAUCACUGGUGGUACAGACAUCCAUGGAUGCGUACACACCCCCAGGCCUGUCCCCACUGUGCUCAGACUCGUCGUCGGGCUCAGAGGAAGAGGCGGGGCCAGGCAAUGACAUGCCGGGAAUGGAACACUGGAUGACUCGCCCUGCCCACUUAGGUCCAGCCCACCUAGGCUCCACCUCCUCGUCGUCCUCGUCCACUCAGAGCGGAGGAAGUGGCAACGCAGGACGACUGGCCGACUCGCUCGCACACACACACCUCUCACACCCACACCUGGCACACGCCCACCUCACACACACACACCUGACCCAGUCACACCACGUGUCAGCUCACCACUCACAAACACACCACGGUAUAGGGCACCUGUCUCUGAAGCGUAAGGCAGCUCUGGGCAUGGCGGAGAACGGAGGCUCUCUCAGAAGAUCCUGUGAGUUCGGCUCUGAUAUGCUGUGGCCUCCACCGCUGGAGUCUGAUGAGAAUCACUCUGCUCCUCCUGAUGUGACUGGCUAUUCGUCUGACUCCUCCCACUCCCGCCCCCACUCAGAGCGCCACAUAGGAACCAUCGCCCGAAACACUCAGAAAUACGGCAAUGCCGAACGCAUGGAGACUGGAGACGGUGUCCCGGUCAGCAGUCGUGUGUCUGCUAAGAUCCAGCAGCUAGUGAACACUCUGAAAAUGCCUCGUAGACCUCCGCUAAGAGAGUUCUUUGUUGAUGACUUUGAAGAACUUCUAGAAGUCCAGCAGCCAGAUCCUAAGCAGCCGCGUCCGGAGGGGGCAGAAAUGUUGGCAGUAAGCGGAGAAGCCCUGGGGGUGGUGACUAACUGGCCCCCCUCCCUGGAGGCAGCUCUCCAACGCUGGGGAACCAUCAGCCCUAAAGCGCCCUGUCUCACCAGCCUGGAUACCACUGGCAAACCUCUAUAUGUACUCACAUACGGGAAGCUGUGGUCUCGGAGUAUCAAGCUGGCCUAUAACAUCCUCCACAAGCUGGGCAGCAAGCAGGAGCCCAUGUUGCGACCGGGGGACAGGGUGGCGCUGGUGUUUCCUAACAAUGACCCGGUGGCCUUCAUGGUGGCCUUCUACGGCUGCCUGCUGGCUGAGGUGGUCCCUGUACCCAUAGAGGUGCCCCUCACACGCAAGGAUGCUGGCAGCCAGCAGAUCGGGUUCCUAUUAGGAAGCUGUGGGGUUACCGUGGCGCUGACCAGUGAUGCCUGCCAUAAAGGCUUGCCCAAGAGCGCUACAGGAGAGAUACCACAGUUCAGAGGGUGGCCUAAGCUGCUGUGGUUUGUGACUGAGUCGAAGCAUCUCUCCAAGCCUCCCAGAGACUGGUUCCCUCACAUCAAAGAUGCAAACAGCGACACAGCAUAUAUAGAGUAUAAAACGUGUAAGGAUGGGAGUGUCCUGGGCGUGACAGUGAUGAGGAUCGCUCUGCUGACUCACUGUCAAUCCCUCACACAGUCGUGUGGCUACACAGAAGCGGAGACCAUAGUGAAUGUUCUAGACUUUAAGAAGGAUGUGGGACUGUGGCACGGCAUCCUCACGAGUGUGAUGAACAUGAUGCAUGUGAUCAGCGUUCCCUACUCUCUGAUGAAGGUCAACCCGUUGUCCUGGAUACAGAAGGUCUACCACUUCAAAGCCAAGGUAGCAUGUGUAAAGUCCAGGGACAUGCACUGGGCUCUGGUGGCCCACAGAGAGCAGAAGGACAUCAGCCUGAGUUCCCUCCGUAUGCUGCUGGUCGCCGACGGAUCUAACCCCUGGUCUAUUUCGUCCUGUGAUGCGUUCCUCAACGUGUUCCAGAGUAAAGGCUUAAGAUCAGAGGUCAUCUGUCCCUGUGCCAGCUCUCCUGAAGCCCUGACCGUUGCCAUCAGGAGGCCAGUGGAGGACAGUAGUCAGCCCCCAGGCCGAGGGGUUCUCUCCAUGCAGGGUCUGAGUUACAGUGUGGUCCGCGUCGACACCGAGGAACGAUUGUCAGUCCUUACUGUGCAGGAUGUGGGCACUGUUAUGCCUGGAGCCGUAGUGUGUGUGGUGAAGCCAGAGGGUGUGCCUCUCCUGUGUAAGACAGAUGAGAUCGGGGAGCUGUGUGUGUGUUCUGUCGCAACGGGAACCUCUUACUAUGGAUUGACAGGCAUGACCAAGAACACCUUUGAGGUGUUCCCUGUAGCCUCAGGUGGAGGCCUGGUCAGUGAGUAUGCGUUUGUGCGUACGGGGCUGCUGGGCUUUGUGGGUCCAGGCGGUCUGGUGUUUAUCUCCGGAAAGAUGGACGGCCUCAUCAUGGUCAGCGGGCGCAGACAUAACGCUGAUGACAUCGUAGCCACCGCACUGGCCGUGGAGCCAAUGAAAUUCGUCUACAGGGGGAGGAUAGCAGUGUUCAGUGUGACAGUGCUGCGUGAUGAGCGUAUCGUGGUGGUAGCAGAACAGAGACCAGACUCUACUGAGGAGGACAGCUUCCAGUGGAUGAGCCGUGUGCUGCAGGCGAUAGACAGUAUCCAUGGUGUGGGUGUGUUCUGCCUGGGGUUAGUUCCAGCCAACACCCUCCCUAAGACCCCCCUGGGGGGUAUACACCUGUCUGAGACCAAACAGCUCUACCUGGAGGGUGGGCUGCACCCCUGUAACGUGCUCAUGUGUCCUCACACCUGUGUUACCAACCUGCCCAAACCACGACAGAAACAACCAGAGAUUGGUCCUGCCUCUGUGAUGGUGGGGAAUCUGGUGUCUGGGAAGAGGAUCGCUAUGGCCAGCGGCAGAGACCUGGGACAGACUGAUGACAACGACCAGUUCCUGUUCCUGUCAGAGGUGCUGCAGUGGAGAUCUCAGACGACGCCUGAUCACAUCCUCUACACACUGCUCAGCUCCCGGGGGCUGGUGUCUAGUUCUCUGACCUGUCUUCAGCUCCAUAAGAGGGCGGAGAGAGUUGCUGCUUUGCUGCUGGAGAGAGGAGGACUACAGGAGGGAGACCACAUAGCACUGGUCUACCCACCAGGUAUAGAUUUGAUCGCAGCGUUCUACGGUUGCCUUUACGCUGGCUGUGUUCCUAUCACGGUCAGACCGCCCCACCCACAGAACAUCUCAACCACACUGCCCACAGUCAAGAUGAUCGUAGAGGUCAGUCGUUCGGCCUGUGUGAUGACCACAGCGGUCAUCUGUAAGCUGCUGCGGUCGAAGGAGGCGGUCGCCACAGUGGACAUCAGGAACUGGCCUCCCGUCCUGGACACAGAUGACCUGCCAAAGAAGAAGCCUCCAGCACUAUAUAAGCCCUGUAACCCUGAUGCCCUGGCCUACCUGGACUUCAGUGUGUCCACUACUGGCAUGCUGGCUGGAGUACAGAUGUCCCAUAAUGCAGUGGGAGCGUUCUGUCGAUCGGUGAAGCUGCAGUGUGAACUGUAUCCCUCCAGAGAGGUAGCCAUCUGUCUUGACCCCUACUGUGGCCUGGGCUUCGUCCUCUGGUGUCUCUGCAGUGUGUACAGUGGCCACCAGUCGAUCCUGAUCCCCCCAGUAGAGUUGGAGUCUAACCCAGCCCUGUGGCUGCUCGCUGUCAGCCAGCUCCGAGUCAGAGACACCUUCUGUUCCUACAGCGUCAUGGAGCUCUGCACUAAAGGACUGGGCCUGCAGACAGAGGCACUGAAGGCACGGGGCCUGGACCUGUCCCGUGUGAGGGCGUGUGUUGUGGUAGCAGAGGAGAGACCCAGGAUGUCUCUAACACACUCCUUCUCCAAGCUGUUUAAAGACCUGGGCCUGCACCCCCGAUCUGUCAGCACAGCAUUCGGCUGUAGGGUCAACCUGGCUAUCUGUCUACAGGGCACCUCUGGGCCGGAUCCCACUACAGUGUACGUGGACAUGAGAGCUCUGCGGCAUGAUAGGGUGCGGUUGGUGGAGAGAGGUUCUCCUCACAGUCUCCCUCUCAUGGAGUCAGGAAAGAUCUUACCUGGCGUCCGCAUCAUCAUCGCCAACCCAGAGACCAAGGGACCCCUGGGAGACUCCCACCUAGGAGAGAUCUGGGUGCACAGUGCCCAUAAUGGCAGUGGAUAUUACAGUGGUUAUGGAGAGGAGGUCCUCCAGUCUGAUCACUUCACCUCCAGACUCAGCUUCGGCGACACGUCCACCAUCUGGGCUCGCACCGGAUACCUGGGCUUCUUACGACGUACUGAACUCACCGAUGCCAGCGGAGAGAGACAUGAUGCUCUGUAUGUUGUGGGCGCGUUGGAGGAGGCCAUGGAGCUGAGGGGGAUGAGGUACCAUCCUAUAGACAUAGAGACCUCCGUCAUCAGGACGCACAAGAACAUCAUGGAGUGUGCGGUGUUUCCCUGGACUAACCUGCUGGUAGUCGUAAUAGAACUAGAAGGCUCGGAACAGGAAGCCCUGGACCUGGUUCCCAUGGUGACCAAGGCGGUGCUGGAGGAGCAUUACCUCAUCGUUGGGGUCGUCGUAGUAACGGACAUCGGGGUGAUCCCCAUCAACUCUCGCGGGGAGAAGCAGCGCAUGCACCUCCGGGACGGCUUCCUACAGGACCAGCUCGACCCCAUCUACGUGGCUUAUAACAUGUAACCCAGACGCCCCAUCCUGGGGGGGUGGACCUGAGUGAGGGAGAUGUAUGUGUAUGUGUGUGUUAGCAUGCGUGUGUAUGGAUAUGUGCGUGUAUAUCGCUGGUGUUCAUUUUAAAUCAAGACGUACUGUAUUUUUGAAUCUGCACAUGGUCAUAUGGUGUGGUGCCAGUUGUCUGAUCCUUUAGUUGUGCCGUGGUGAAGGUAUGGCUGUUUCUGCACCCCCGGUUAAACCUGACACCUAGACAGGAAGUCACUGUAUAAAACCUUAAGGGAACACUGUGUAUCGAUAGACAGGAAGUCACUGUACAAAACCUUAAGGGAACACUGUGUAUCGAUAGACAGGAAGUCACUGUACAAAACCUUAAGGGAACACUGUGUAUCGAUAGACAGGAAGUCACUGUACAAAACCUUAAGGGAACACUGUGUAUCGAUAGACAGGAAGUCACUGUACAAAACCUUAAGGGAACACUGUGUAUCGAUAGACAGGAAGUCACUGUACAAAACCUUAAGGGAACACUGUGUAUCGAUAGACAGGAAGUCACUGUACAAAACCUUAAGGGAACACUGUGUAUCGAUAGACAGGAUGACUGACUGGACCACUAGUAGUUGUUGUUAGGAGAGAGAGAGAAAAUAUCUCUGAACAUAUCUGUUUUCUUGAUGAAAUACACAUUAAAAAUAAUGUUAUUAAAGUAUAUUGUCAGAAGAAGACAGGGGGUUCAGAUUAGUGUAUAAAUUUAAAUAUUGUAUAUAAACAUAAUCUAUAUGGAGAGAUAACUAAAACACACUGAGGACUAGCCCUGUUAUACAGCUCUCUCCACCCACACCCUGUGUACAUGUGUGCGCGUGUGUGUGUGUGUGUGUGUGUGUGUGUGAGCGCAAUGCAGCAAUCCUCUUAUCAGAAUCACAUUCUCGAUUUCUUUCCUGAAACCCAUUGACUCUUAAAUGCCAAGUGAAUCCGUUAGAAGUAAACCAUUGUUUCUAUCCCACAUUGUUUAAACAUUGUACGCAUAUGAUUAUGGUAAUAUGUGAUUCUGCUAAGCAGAGAGCCCAGUAAGUAGCAGAGGAAAAAUGUAGUUGCAAAGAGUUGUAAAACUGAGCUCUGGACCAGAGACACAAUGCUUUCUGAAUGGCCUCCUGUUUCCUUUAUAGUACACUACUUAGGACAAGUAGGACUCCAUGUAGGGAAUGAGGUGCAAUUUGAGACACACCCACAGUGAAGUGUUCUAACAGAGACACACCCACAGUGAAGUGUUCUAACAGAGACACACCCACAGUGAAGUGUUUUAACAGAGACACACCCACAGUGAAGUGUUCUAACAGACACACCCACAGUGAAGUGUUCUAACAAAGAGACACACCCACAGUGAAGUGUUCUAACAGACACACCCACAGUGAAGUGUUCUAACAGAGACACACCCACAGUGAAGUGUUCUAACAGAGACACACCCACAGUGAAGUGUUUUAACAGAGAUACACCCACAGUGAAGUGUUCUAACAGAGACACACCCACAGUGAAGUGUUUUAACAGAGACACACCCACAGUGAAGUGUUCUAACAGACACACCCACAGUGAAGUGUUCUAACAAAGAGACACACCCACAGUGAAGUGUUCUAACAGACACACCCACAGUGAAGUGUUCUAACAGAGAUACACCCACAGUGAAGUGUUCUAACAGACACACCCACAGUGAAGUGUUCUAACAGAGACACACCCACAGUGAAGUGUUCUAACAGACACACCCACAGUGAAGGGUUCUAACAGAGACACACCCACAGGGAACUGUUCUAACAGAGAGACACCCACAGUGAAGGGUUCUAACAGAGACACCCACAGUGAAGUGUUCUAACAGAGACACACCCACAGUGAAGUGUUCUAACAGAGACACACCCACAGUGAAGUGUUCUAACAGAGACACACCCACAGUGAAGUGUUCUAACAGAGACACACCCACAGUGAAGUGUUCUAACAGAGACACACCCACAGUGAAGUGUUCUAAGAGACACACCCACAGUGAAGUGUUCUAACUGAGACACACCCACAGUGAAGUGUUCUAACAAAGAGACACACCCACAGGGAAGUGUUCUAACAGACACACCCACAGUGAAGUGUUCUAACAGACACACCCACAGUGAAGUGUUCUAACAGAGACACACCCACAGUGAAGUGUUCUAACAGAGACACACCCACAGUGAAGUGUUCUAACAGACACACCCACAGUGAAGUGUUCUAACAGAGACACACCCACAGUGAAGUGUUCUAACAGAGACACACCCACAGUGAAGUGUUCUAACAGACACACCCACAGUGAAGUGUUCUAACAGACACACCCACAGUGAAGUGUUCUAACAGAGACACCCACAGUGAAGUGUUCUAACAAAGAGACACACCCACAGUGAAGUGUUCUAACAGAGACACACCCACAGUGAAGUGUUCUAACAGACACACCCACAGUGAAGUGUUCUAACACAGAGACACACCCACAGUGAAGUGUUCUAACAAAGAGACACACCCACAGUGAAGUGUUCUAACAGAGAGACACACCCACAGUGAAGUGUUCUAACAGACACACCCACAGUGAAGUGUUCUAACAGAGACACACCCACAGUGAAGUGUUCUAACAGAGACACACCCACAGUGAAGUGUUCUAACAGAGACACACCCACAGUGAAGUGUUCUAACAAAGAGACACACCCACAGGGAAGUGUUCUAACAGAGACACACCCACAGUGAAGUGUUCUAACAAAGAGACACACCCACAGGGAAGUGUUCUAACAGAGACACACCCACAGUGAAGUGUUCUAACAAAGAGACACACCCACAGUGAAGUGUUCUAACAGAGAGACACACCCACAGUGAAGUGUUCUAACAAAGAGACACACCCACAGUGAAGUGUUCUAACAGAGACACACCCACAGUGAAGUGUUCUAACAGACACACCCACAGUGAAGUGUUCUAACAGAGACACACCCACAGUGAAGUGUUUUAACAGAGACACACCCACAGUGAAGUGUUCUAACAGACACACCCACAGUGAAGUGUUCUAACAGAGACACACCCACAGUGAAGUGUUCUAACAGAGACACACCCACAGUGAAGUGUUCUAACAGACACACCCACAGUGAAGUGUUCUAACAGAGACACACCCACAGUGAAGUGUUCUAACAGAGACACACCCACAGUGAAGUGUUCUAACAGAGACACACCCACAGUGAAGUGUUCUAACAGAGACACACCCACAGUGAAGUGUUCUAACAGACACACCCACAGUGAAGUGUUCUAACAGAGACACACCCACAGUGAAGUGUUCUAACAGAGACACACCCACAGUGAAGUGUUCUAACAGACACACCCACAGUGAAGUGUUCUAACAGAGACACACCCACAGUGAAGUGUUCUAACAGACACACCCACAGUGAAGUGUUCUAACAAAGAGACACCCACAGUGAAGUGUUCUAACAGAGAGACACAGUUUAGUUUUUUUAUUUGAUAUAUAUGUUAGUCAUAAGCUAUUACUUAUGGCAUCUUAUAUGCAUGUUAUCAGUUAUAACUUUUCUGUGAAAAACAUUUUAGUGCUCCUUAUGCUUUGUUAACAUUCAGCUUUUGAGUUUGAUCAUUAUAAACACAACACAUUUCAUUCUUAUUUAAUUCAUCAGCUACUUUUGUCUCAGAGAGCUAUAAUAUGAUGCCAUGUAUGAAAAACAUGCAUAUCAUGACGUGUAUUUAUUUGCUUGUUAUUCUGUACUGGAGAAUGUUGAUGGCAUUAUCAGCCCCUGACUGUGUGUUGGAGAGAAACGAGUCUGGUGGGUAGGGUUAAACCUGGUCCAGAAACUAGAGGUGAGAGAGACUGCACGGUGUGUGCGUGUUCGUAUGUAUAUAUUGUGUGUAAAUAGUGUUGAUUUUGUACGUUACAGGUGUGUGUGACUGUUUUGUACACAUGAUGAAAAGAUCAAAAGGACACUUUCAUAAGAGCCUUCCAUUGGCUCAAUGUCACACUAUACGGUGCAAUAAAGUGCUUUGAUUGGU
Messenger RNA from Salvelinus fontinalis (brook trout), 9305 nucleotides. RefSeq names its product disco-interacting protein 2 homolog C-like. The transcript is spliced from 37 exons. The coding region runs from base 414 to 5282 and encodes 1622 amino acids. Lineage: Eukaryota; Metazoa; Chordata; Actinopteri; Salmoniformes; Salmonidae. The record is from RefSeq and is a predicted model, not a curated record.